UAACAACAACAACUCCUAAAAAAACAACCACAGUUCUCCUCUCUCUCUCUCUCUCUUCAUGGCCUUCCUUUUACCACUCUAACAAUGUCUAACAACUGAAAGCUCAAAAGGGUAUUCUUUAUUUUUCCCAUAUUUUCUUGGGUUUUCUUCGUUUUUUUAUUUUUUGUUUUCUCGCGGCAUGGAGGCGAAUCUUAAAGGUUUAGUCCUUGACCCCACAAAAUGUGGUGGACUUCCUUUGGAAGAAAAGAGGGAGCUAGUUCGUGAAAUUGCUCAAUGGCCAGAAGAUGCACCAGAGAUUCUGAGUUCUUUUAGCCGCAAAGAGCUGUUGGAAAUCAUCUGUGCUGAAAUGGGUAAAGAAAGAAAAUACAGUGGAUUUACCAAACUUAGAAUGAUUCAACACCUUCUACAGUUAAUUUCAAAAAACUCAAAGAGGAAGAAUAUUGAUAUUGAUAAUGAUCUUGAUUUAUCUAUGGCCAAAAGUCAGAAUGGAGCAAAGAAGCAGAGAAAAAGUGACCAGGAUUCUUUACAAAACCUAAGCAGAAGCAAGAGUGAAGUAGUAAAAACCUUAUUAUUAUGUCCAAAUCUGGCUUGCAGAGCUACUCUAACCCAAGAUGACGGUUUCUGCAAAAGGUGUUCUUGUUGUGUUUGCCAUCACUAUGAUGAUAAUAAAGAUCCAAGUCUUUGGUUGACCUGUGACUCUGAUCCGCCUAAUGAAGGUGAUUCAUGUGGGAUGUCUUGUCAUAUAAAUUGUGCACUAAAACAUGAAAGAACUGGUAUACUGAAGAAUUGUAAGCGUGGAAAAGCUGACGGGAGAUUCUAUUGUGUUUCUUGCGGAAAAAUCAAUGACCUUAUGAGUACAUGGCGAAAGCAGUUGUUGGUUGUCAAGGAAGCUAGACGUGUUGAUGUGCUAUGUCUAAGAAUCUCAUUGUGUCACAAGAUCCUUGAUGGAACUGAACGGUAUAAGGAUCUACAUAAGCCUAUAGAUAUUGCUGCAAAGAAACUUAGGAAGGAACUCGGGCCUCUUGAUCGGGUAUGUGAAAAAAUGGGCCGAGGAAUUGUUAACAGGCUUGCUUGUGGGGCCGAGGUUCAGAAGUUGUGCGCCUCUGCUCUAGAUGCUUUUGAUGCCUUGUCUACCCAGCCAUACACAUGCGGUUUGGAUCAAGAAAACACUCUGACAUGUCAAAUACGUUUUGAAGAAUCUUUCCCAACAUCAGUAGUCAUUGUACUGGACUACAAUGAUCGUCUUUUUGAAGAGUUUUUGGGUUGUCGAAUAUGGCAUCAAAAGUCUGCUUUAAAGAGUUAUCCAGAAAAGCCCUCUUGCAUUGUUCUUAAACCAGAAAAGAAAUUCCAGAUCUGUGACCUUCAACCAGACACAGAAUAUGCUUGCAGAGUUUCUCUUUUCAGUUGCACGAGUAUUUUCGGGACUUGGGAAGCAAAAUGGCUUACUCCUCCAUCAGUUGAGAUGUUUCCUUUGGUUUCAGAUGAACAAGUUUCAGAUGAACAUGAUGAUGUGAUAAUUGAUGAAAAACCCAUGAGUUUUUUCAAAUCAGCUACAGUUGAUGAUCAUACAGCAAAACUCAGAUCUUUAAAUGACAUCAAUGACACACAUAUAGUAAGUUCCGGGUCAAUAAACCCCAUCACACCAUCAAAAGUAGACACGAGGCAAGAUUUAGUAGUUGGCCCGAGUAUUGGCCCGAGUAACAAGAUGGUUGUUGAAGAACUGAAUAGAAGUUAUGAAUAUUGUGUAAAGGUGAUCAAGAGUUUGGAGCGCGUAGGGCACCUGAGUAUUGAUUUCAGAGUGAAGUUUCUCACUUGGUUUAGCUUGAAAGCAACGAUGAGAGAAAGACGGGUUGUUAGUGCUUUUGUGGAUACUAUGGUGGAUGACCCGCCAAGCUUGGCCGAGCAGCUAACUGAUGCCUUUGCUGAUGAAAUUUACAUUCUGCCCUAAAAUCACAAUCCUUCUAAAAAUUCUGCCCAAUACCCACUUUUUCGGGCCGGGCCAGCGGGCUGGGCUCAUGAUGCCUUUGCUGAUGAAAUUUGCAGUGAGAGAUCUACUUCCUCAACAUACAUUCUGCCCUAAUAUCACAAUCCUUCUUUUAUUCUUCUCUUUUAACAAAAAAAUGAAAAAAAAACUAACUUAUCUUAGGCUAUUUUGAUGAUGAUUUUGUCUAGAAUCUAGGUUGGUAUUGGUAUAGAGAGAUUUUAGAUUCUGAUGAUAAUUCAACUUGUGAUCUGACAUCGCCGGAAAAGGGGCUUGUUAUGCAUCAAAUGGGAAAAUGGUGAAUACUCUAAAAUAGUGUAUAGGUUGAAGGAGUGGCAUUAUCACUUCCUCUUUUUUUUUUCAGGCUUUUCCUUGGUUCUGUCAAUAUAUUCAGUGCCCUGUUUCAGAUUUUUCUGAUGCAUAUGUUAUUACAGCAUCGUGAAUGAAUGAAUUCGUGAUGGUGUUCUGAAUGAAUGUGCAGUUUAUGACCUUUGUUGAA
Molecule: messenger RNA, 2480 nt
Organism: Spinacia oleracea (spinach)
Lineage: Eukaryota; Viridiplantae; Streptophyta; Magnoliopsida; Caryophyllales; Amaranthaceae
Product: VIN3-like protein 2
Exons: 4
Coding region: 179-1948 (589 amino acids)
Biological process (GO): vernalization response; epigenetic regulation of gene expression
Source: RefSeq, a predicted model, not a curated record